Nematolebias whitei (Rio pearlfish) is the source of this 2118-nucleotide messenger RNA. Its product is annotated as adhesion G-protein coupled receptor D2. NCBI's taxonomy places the organism in Eukaryota, Metazoa, Chordata, Actinopteri, Cyprinodontiformes, Rivulidae. The transcript has 17 exons. Gene Ontology annotation, biological process: adenylate cyclase-activating G protein-coupled receptor signaling pathway; regulation of DNA-templated transcription; peptidyl-histidine phosphorylation. Gene Ontology annotation, molecular function: ATP binding; G protein-coupled receptor activity; protein histidine kinase activity. The coding region runs from base 7 to 2118 and encodes 703 amino acids. The record is from RefSeq and is a predicted model, not a curated record. Gene Ontology annotation, cellular component: plasma membrane.
AUCAGGAUGCACUGGUUAUUCUUCUCCAGUUUAAGCCUGCUUGUUUGGGAUCCCAGCUUUUUAGGAGCCUUUACACUUCAACCCAGAACUCAGACACACGAGGAGUUUUACUUUGAAUAUGUACCUGAUCGCCUUCAAUGGAAGACUGCAGAGGAACUGUGUAAGCAGCGCUCCGGGGCCUUAGCCACAGUCUCCAACCCAGCAGCAAACCAAGACCUAGCCAGCUUUCUAAAAUCAUUAAACAUCUCUCAGCCUGUGUGGGUUGCCAGGAAACUUCUGAAACAUCAGACAAGUUCCUCCAAGUCCCUGAUUCUGGAGUUCUCUAGGCGCUCGAGCACGAAGAACGCACGCCUAAAGCACAAGUUCCCCUCCAUGGACUCUGUGACUGUUUGCACUCAGCUACGCUUCGAUCCAAACUGCGUUGGAAUUUCCACAAUCUUCUCUUAUUCCAUCCCGUCCUACAUUAAUGAGUUCCAGCUCCGAGCAAACGUGGUCCCGGGCAAGACUGUGCAGUUAGCUCUGCUGAUCCAUGGAAUUCAUGGCCCUUACGAAGAGGCAUUCGAACAUGACGGCUCCUGGCACUCCGUGUGUGUUUCUUGGAGCCAGGUCGGUGGCCACUGGGAACUACAUACUAAUAAAUUUUUAAUAUCAAAGGGGGAUGGCCUUAACAGUAAUAACAGCAUUGGCCCUGGUGGACUUUUCAUCAUUGGUCAAGAGCAGGACACAUUUGGAAAUUCUUUUAACUCUCAUGAAUCUUACUGCGGGAGCAUCACGGAGCUGCACAUUUGGGAUCGGGUGCUGAGCAGCAGUGAAAUAUUCACAAUGGAAAUGGAGUGCUCACCCAUCUCCCCUGGGCUAGCGUUCAAGUGGAGUGAAGCAGCCAUGGAAAUAGAGACCUCCCUUACAAAGCUGUGGAAAGACAACCAAUGUCAAGGUCAGCUGUCUUCUGCCGUGAUAUCAGCCACAGUUCGAGAUGCCUCCAAGGGUCAAACUAUUCCUGCUUCAGUCCAGUACACCCUCUCUUCUUCACACAUGGCAGAGUAUUCACAUAAAGUUACUCCUGUUUGUGCCUUUUGGAAUUUCAGCCUGAUACAUACUCAAACACAUGGCUGGUCCAACGAUGGCUGCUCGGUGAUCUUUGUCAGCUCUGGCGUCACUUCCUGUCAGUGCAACCACACUACCAACUUUGCAGUCUUGAUGAAUUAUCUUGAACCUAAGUGGAGUCUUGAAGAUGAGCUCAUUUUGACCAAGUUGACGUUCAUCGGAUCUGGUGCAUCUCUGUGCGCCCUGAUGGUGACCUUGAUGCUCUUCACUGUGCUGGAUAUUCCCAAAUCAGACAGGACAUCCACUCAUAAAAACCUCUGCAUAGCUCUGAUCUGUGCCCAGGUGAUUCUGCUCUGCAGUGGCUCAGCCAUUCACAGUAAGGUGGGAUGCACACUGGUUGCUGCGCUGCUCCAUCUCUUCUUCAUGGCAGCUUUUAGCUGGAUGCUGGUGGAAGGUCUGUUGCUCUGGAGCAAAGUAGUAGCAGUCAACCUGAGCGAGGACCAUCACAUGAAGUAUUACUAUCUCAUCGGCUGGGGUCUGCCGGUGCUGAUAGUUACGAUCACGCUAGCAUCGGCCUCAGAGAAAUACUCAGCUGAUGAAUACUGUUGGCUCAGUGUCCAGAAUGGCAUCAUCUGGGGCUUUGUCGGGCCUGUCAUCUUUAUCAUUAUGGUGAAUAUCUUGGUGCUGACCAGGGUGGUGAUCAUCACCAUCUCCACAGCUAAAAGAAGGUCCAUCAUGCUUGCUUUGGGCACGAGUCCUGUUGAGCAAGCCUAUGACCAAAUCAGGGCUGCAGUGAAAGCAGUGUUGGUGUUGCUGCCGAUCCUCGGACUGACGUGGCUGUGUGGAGUUUUAGUGCCAUUUUCCAUAGUCAUGGCCUACCUCUUCAUCCUCCUCAAUUCCCUACAGGGCCUGUUCAUCUUUCUGAUAUACGGGGUGUACAACACAGAGGUUCGAAGUACUGUCAACAGGAUCAAGGAGAGAAGAAAAGCACUUAAUUUCUCUCACCUUCAUCCCAGCAAUGUCAAGCUCUGCAGCAGGUUACAAGUUUCUAAUCCAGGACAAGCUGUCCCUUGA